Drosophila innubila is the source of this 1791-nucleotide messenger RNA. RefSeq lists its product as uncharacterized. The record is from RefSeq and is a predicted model, not a curated record. NCBI's taxonomy places the organism in Eukaryota, Metazoa, Arthropoda, Insecta, Diptera, Drosophilidae. Bases 1 to 1791 code for a protein of 596 amino acids. The transcript has a single exon.
AUGGGGCACAGUUGUCCCUCAGUCAUGCUUCUUGCAACGCUGUUGCCGCUGCUCUCGUUGCUGCUACUUGCCACUUGGCAAGUCCAUUCUGAUAACUUGAAGUUUGUGCAGAGUAUUUUACGAAGGGUCGCAGAUGAGGAUCGUUGGACAAAUACGCCGAUAUUCAUGAGUCGUCCUCUGCAGCUGGAGGAAGUGAAUCAUUUAAUCAAAUGGCUGCAUUCGAAUUUAAGUGUGACCAGCUACAUUUUCGAUGCCACGGGUAGUCUGCCGGAUACGUAUAAUCCGCUGAGGAAUCACAUCAAGAACGACGUGCUCAGUUUGCUCUUCUGCCACAGCAGCGACGAGAUCAUCUUCUUGCACAUGGACGAGCAUUUAAGGAAACUCCGAGGUGGUCGCCUGAUCGUCUAUCUGUCCACCUGGAGGCAUGAGUCAGCACUGCCUCAACUCUUUCACAAAUUAUGGAAGCUUCAAUUUGUUAAUGCGCUGGUGCUGCACAAGAAACGUGUCUACGUCUACACGCCGUAUCCUACAGUGCGUUAUUUCCAGCUGAAUCUGGAGGAGAAGCAAUUGCUGUUUCCCGCUGCUCCGCGGGACUUAAAGGGCUACGUGGUGUCCACUCCGGCGGAGAACGACUUGCCGCGAGUGUUUUUCGUACGAGAUCCGAAGACUGGAGCACAUCUCAUUCGGGGAUUCGGCUAUCGCAUCUUUGCCGAGUUCCUGCGGCGUCACAAUGCCCAACUGGUUGUGAGCAAUGCUGGCCAGGAUCGGGCCACCUUCACCAGCGUUGACACAAGUCGCAUUAAUCAGAUGAUUGGAGAUGAUCGCCUGGAAAUCUCAAUGCAUCCGUAUGUGGGCAUCGAUCGGGAAUUGGGAAUACUCAGCUAUCCACUGACCAUUGCCCAAAACUGUCUCAUUGUCCCAGUUCGCAAUGAGAUCCCUCGCUACAUGUACCUGCUGCGUCCAUUCCAGUGGAGCAGUUGGCUGCUUCUGCUCGGUGGAGUCUUUUACAUUAGUUUCACGCUCUACUGGCUCAAUCCUGGUCUGAAUGCGAGUCCUGGCCUCAGUUUGCUGGAAGCUCUCUGUCAGCUCUUGUUCCUCAGUUCGCCGUCUCGUAUUUAUGGACCUUCAGUUAGAUAUUUCCUGGUGGCACUACAGUUAUCUGUACUGGGAUUCAUUGUGACCAACGUGUACUCCAAUCAGCUGAGCAGCUCCCUCACUGCCACGCUGGUGGGUGAACAGGUGGACACCUUUGAGCAACUCAUUGCACAGCGUCAACACAUCUUGACCAAACACCAUGAGAUCCCAAUGCUGCUGCAACAGGUGCCGCCGCAUCUGGAGCAACAGGUGUCCAAUCUGGUGGUUGGAGCCGAAGCUGGUGAGCAGGUGAGAGCCUUGCUGAGCUUCAACACUAGCUACUCCUAUCCCUUUACCGUGGAACGUUGGGAGUUCUUUGCCCUGCAACAACAAUAUGCCCAAAAGCCCAUCUAUCGCUACUCCUCGGUCUGCCUGGGAGCACCUGUCAUUGGGUAUCCCAUGCGCAAGGAUUCCCAUCUGGAGAAUCUCCUGAAGCAGUUCAUCAUGUGGGUACAGUCCACGGGUCUCUUCCAAUACUGGGUCGUCUCCGACUUCAACGAUGCCCUCCGAGCUGGAUAUGUUCGUCUCAUUGACAACUCGGACAAUUUUAAGGCCUUGAAUCUGGACACCUUACGCCUGGCCUGGUACGUUCUCCUCUGUGGUUGGCUUCUGGCCGCAUUGGUUUUUAUUUGCGAACACCGCACCACCUGCCAUUGA